AUGAAGAGAAACUAUACAGGACCGGACAAUGAGUACACAACAGAAGUUGGGGACGAACAUGUGCAGGGAGUGGAUCCUAACGAUACUGUGGUCUUGCUUCCGUUGGUAUGUGACGGGGAUUUGGCUGUUCACGGGCUUUUCUUGCUUAAUGGAUUGGAUGCCUUGAUUGAGCAUCAUGUUACUGUAUUCGCGCCAUUCUUUGGAGUGGCCUACGGUUCAAAUAUCAUAUACGAAGACGCGGCUGAGCGCUUCCUUGAACGGACGCUGUGUGUUACAGAGUCCGCGCCGUUGAACACUGCAGCGAUGGAGUUGCAUGCUGGGCUUCGCUUGGGGAAUGUUGAGUGGGACAGAGACGCAAAUUCUCAGGCUGAUUCAACCGAUGAAAGCGCUUCCGCAGGUGGGGAUGGUCUUGAUCCUCCGAAUGCUGAUCGCGAUGCAGGCGAUGGUCGUUUUGCUCCCGAUGCCGAUGCAGACGAUGGUCGUCCCGAUGCUGAUCAGGUGAAGGCGCUACUCGCCACGGUGGUGCUCCCGCUGCUCAUCUCGAUGCUCAUCAAGAUCGCCACGGGUGAAUCUGAGUAA
This is a messenger RNA of Seminavis robusta, 579 nucleotides long. Lineage: Eukaryota; Bacillariophyta; Bacillariophyceae; Naviculales; Naviculaceae. The record is from the annotation of a GenBank genome assembly.